Esox lucius (northern pike) is the source of this 1926-nucleotide messenger RNA. It is a transcript of the gene cd7al, whose product is annotated as cd7 antigen-like. Gene Ontology annotation, biological process: adaptive immune response. Gene Ontology annotation, cellular component: membrane. The coding region runs from base 192 to 1382 and encodes 396 amino acids. NCBI's taxonomy places the organism in Eukaryota, Metazoa, Chordata, Actinopteri, Esociformes, Esocidae. The record is from RefSeq and is a predicted model, not a curated record. The transcript has 5 exons. Gene Ontology annotation, molecular function: signaling receptor activity.
AGAAUCCUGCCUCAAACUUUAAGACAAGUGAAUUUAAACAAUAACACAUGUAACACCAAUGCAAACUGAUAGACGGGCCAGCUCCCUGGUUCCUUGGUGAUACUGACAAAAACGGUUUCUGUCUUAGACACCACUUGUGGUUGACAAAUCUUUUACACAUUUCACCACCCUGCCCCAUUUGGCUGUUCUGCAUGAGAACUCCCCAUUUAGUUACACUCAGCACCCCUCUGUUGGUAGGUCGAUAUUUAACAGCAAGCGAACUUAUGGAGAUCCAAAAACGUCUGGCAGGUGUUUGGAUAUUUUUCUUUACACAUUCUUUUCUUGUGUCUUGUGAAAUUCGCUUCCUGGGGAAACAGUUGGGAGAUUCUGCAACCUUCGUCUGUGUAUCUGAUGUCCAAGACCCCAAGCCCAUUGCCUUCAACCUGAAACGCAAAUGGAUAAAGCCCGAUAGAGAGGUUAUGUUCAUGUACACUAAAGAGAAGCCGGCACCCGUCCCAGACUUCAGCCAGCGCCUCAAUGUCACUGGGGACCCGAGUACUGAGCGGGUCAACGUGACCAUCAGCCAGCUGAAGGGAACAGACACAGACCUGUAUUACUGCUUGUUCGUCUAUCCGAAAACCAACGCCCCUGAUGAAAAUAUCCCUGGCAAGGAUGAGUUCUUCCUUUACGUCGAUGAUGCUGAUGUCCCAGACACCAAGAUGGACAUAGGCUUUGUACAGACAAAUGCUGGUGGUUCCGUGGUCCUCCCCUGCCUCGCUCCCUACGGUUCCCCCUCAGCCAUCGAGGGGGUGUGCCUGAAGAGGCGCCAGGGACGGGCUCCAGUAGAGGUGCUGUUCCACACCAGGAGCCAAUCCUCCGCCUUCCCCCAAGAGAGGAUCCUUCAUCGGGGAAUUGGGCUGGGCGGACUGGGCUACAAUAUCACCCUGACCCAGAUGCAGCUGGAAGAGAGUGCUUUUUACAGCUGUGAGCUGCUUGUCCCCGGCAGCCCAGAAAACCACGCCAGGCUAGGGAGACACGUGUACUUUGUGUCAGUAAAAGAUGUUUCUUGUAGCUGUAGUGGUUACGUUCCUCUGCUUUACGCCCUCUCCGCUGCAGUGGGACUGCUGCUAAUCCUUCUCCUGGCCCUGGCAGUCGCUCAUUAUGGUAAGAUUGGACAUGACCGUGUCAAACCACAGUCCUCCAUCUACGAGGAGAUGGUCGGGGGGCGCCCCCCUAACAGGAACAGAAAAACGCCCCCCUCCUACCUAAGGCCCCCCCACCACCUGGAGGAAAUGAAUGCACCCGACUAUGACCACCCGCCUCCAAGGUCACGCCAUGAGAACCUUUAUGAGAGGCCUGAUGGGGCCCUGCUAAUACCCACAGAGACUGCUGUCGUGGCAUGAAGGUCCAAAGUCACCUACAUUGUGAGGACUGUUCAUUUAGCCUCUGUACACUGGAAUCUGGACUAUAAACAUCCAGCUAACUGUAUUAAGUGGCAGUAUUAUUUUGAGGAUUUUUCUUGUAAAUAAAUUUGCUUUGCUUUAGAAUAAUCGUUUGCAUAACGUAGUACGGCUGUAGAAUGUUGUAGGCAGGGCAUUCAUAGUUUUUUUUAAAGCAGCAGAUAAAUCUAGGAUUUUAAUUUUAGAUGAGUGAAAUAUUACACAUAGUGAUUUAAAAAUAAAUGAAAGAAUGCAUGAAUGUGUAAAAUAAGGUACUUUUAACAAAUAUGGAAAACAUUUUAUUGUUUUGUUGUAUUUACUGUAUUAAUGCGCAUUAAUUGCUGCUGAUCAUGGCGAUACCGUUAAUAUUCCAAUUGGAUUAUUAAUGCUUCCAAAAAGUUGUCUUUCUGUGCUACUUCCCCCUUGCCUGAAAUGCAUUUUACUAAGAGAUUGUUGCUGGGUAAGUCUCAACCCAAGUCUAAGUAAAAUAAAAGUGUUGUUUAAUGUA